UUUAAUAGUGCAAAUAUAAAUGUUUCUUUUGUUUUUCGAAACAUUCCCAUUUUGGUGAGGUGCAAUAUGACAGGUUAAAAAGCCAAAUGUUGUGAUUGGAAUUUAUAAAGGAAAUAUAAAUUACCAUGGCUUCGAAAAAUCCCCCGCCCCCCGGGGUAGUAGAAACUUUACAGGGCUAUUUAUCGAAUCCAUUCCGAAAGAAGCAGGAGAAAACACCAGUAGGAGGGUUUGGAGAGAGGCUUGCCAACGCGACAAAUAACAACUUUAGAGGUUUAAUCGGUGUCUUAGUGCCGGUAGCCGCAUUUGCCUGGCAAAUCGAAAAGGAAAACAAUGCAUUAAAAGUGAAGAUUAUGUGGCUAACAAUGACUUGGUUCUUCUUAACCCAACCAGUUUCAAUUCCUGUUACCGGAUUGAUUCCAGUAUUUGUUCUACCGAUGUCCGGAGUCAUGUCUACUGUUAAGACUUGUGGUUGUUAUUUGACGGAAUAUGUGAUGCUACUUAUAAUAUCUUCGAUGAUAGUAGUACUACUUAACAAUUCUGGCGUCGAUCGACGUAUAUGUCUCUGGCUCUUAUGUUCUGGCGACUCCUGUCAGUACUCUGGAAAAAGAUUGGUCUUUAAAGCUAGUGUAGCUGCUUAUUUCCUAUCCAUGUUUUGUAGCCGACUCAUAGUUACAUCUACUUUGACUCAACUUGUAACUAAUGCUAUAACAAAAUUGGAUUCAGGCAGAAAAGAUCCGGAUAAUAAUCCCGAUUUUAUAACAAUGCGUAAUAUAAUAAACAACUCAAUUCAAACAGCUUCAUCGAUAGGCAGCGUCGCAUUUUUUCAUACUGCAAUGGUUACAAUCCUUUUUAGAGGAGCCUUCGUAGAGUUCGCUCCUGAUAAAAAAGAAUAUCCAGACAUAUUUAACUAUUUACAAUAUUCAGCUUUUGCUUUUCCAUUGUCUUUCGUAAUGUUCCUUAUAAAUGUGAGUUACCACAUGAUGCUCAUUAACUGGUGCUUGGACAAAGGUAUGUCUGUAUCAAAGAUGGAAGAACUACAGUCGUAUUUUAAUCAGAGUCGAAAGGAGAUACCUCGCAAAGUCAGCUUGCAUGAAAGGCUCUCGGUACUAUUUUUAAUUAUCGUAAUAAUUACGUUUUUCUUUCGUUGGAAUCAAUGGGUAGACUCAUGGGGCGAAUUCAGAAGAGAUCUGGACUCUCCGGAAAUUCCAAGGGUAAAAGAUACAACUGUCGCAGCUAUAUUUGUUAUAAUUCUACAUAUUAUACCUAAAAGUUAUGGAUUUGUGCAAUUCUUAGACGCUGAAAAGAAAAGUGAACUUCCACCUCUAAAAGCGGAAUCAGCGAUACUAUGGUGGAGAUUUGUUGAUAAUAACGUUAAUUAUGGAUAUAUCUUUCUUUUUGGGGCUUGUCAGGCAAUUACGAAAGCGGCAAGAAUUACUGGUUUAGAUAAAGAGAUAUCAGAAGGUGCGGGUGCAGCGAUUACUGGAAAAAGUUGGAAUUUUGGAAUAUUUAUAGUUGUAUUAGUUGCAACAAUACUUGCCAAUUUAACAACUUCAGUAGCAGCUUGUGCAGUUUGGAUCCCGUUUGUGUUGUGUUGUUCGGUUGACGCUCCUCUUCCUUGGCCAAGCAAGGUUUAUGUUGCAGCGAUGGGCGUAGGAAUAGCAUCUUCAUUUGGAUUCUGUCUACCUUUUCUAUAUACCCCAGCUUACUUUUGCCAUAACACUGGUAAAGUGCCUAUUGGGAAAAUGAUAAAAUACAAUAUUGCUGCUGUACUCAUUUGCAUGUUGUGUUUAUACUUUGCUCUGCUGAUUUGGGCGCCGUAUCUAUUUGAUCCCGAUGACAUGGGUUUUAUGCCCGUUGAUGCACCAGUGCCUGCAGGCGCGACAAAAGCAACGACGACAGCAGCUGAGGGGGGCGCCGGCGGCGACGGUGGAGGAGGAGACGGAGGGGGCGGAGGAGGCGGCCUUUAGUAUUAUAUUGAUAAUAGUAUUAUUCUAAAAGGGCAUGUUUUACCACUGCCCAUCAAGUUAAUUUUACCGACUUAUGAAUAUGCAGUUGAGGAUCCUGAUUUAUCAAAUAGGUCAAAAAUGUGUUUUAAGAUAUAAAAUUAGUUUAGGGUGUAUCAAUAGGGUUGUUCUGAGAUUCCGUCGAAAAUAAGAUCUCAGACCAGUGGUAAAACAGGUCCUACAUUAUGUAUAAGAGAGGUUAAGUUAAUUUACUUUAUGCGUAAAAAAGUUAUAAUUUGUUUUUCUUCGUUGAAUAAAAACAUACUCGCAAAAAUA
Messenger RNA from Spodoptera frugiperda (fall armyworm), 2279 nucleotides. RefSeq names its product protein I'm not dead yet. The record is from RefSeq and is a predicted model, not a curated record. Lineage: Eukaryota; Metazoa; Arthropoda; Insecta; Lepidoptera; Noctuidae. Gene Ontology annotation, biological process: monoatomic anion transmembrane transport. Bases 126 to 1967 code for a protein of 613 amino acids. Gene Ontology annotation, cellular component: membrane. The transcript is spliced from 18 exons.